UGCGACGCCGCCGCCGCCGCCGCCGCCGCCGCCGCCGCCGCUGGGUUUCGGCAGCUUCGGAGACGGUGGGCUCGCCCCGGAUGGUUGCAGCAGCGGGAUCAUGACGGGGAAGAAGUCUUCCCGGGAGAAGCGGCGCAAACGAAGCGGUCAGGAGGCGGCCGCAGCGCUCGCGGCGCCGGACCUGGUGCCCGCCUUAGCCAGCAGCGGCAGUGGGAGCACCAGCGGCUGCGGGAGCACCAGCGGCUGCGGGAGCGUCACCUGCUGUGGAAACACCAGCUUCAGUGGAAGCGUCACCGGCGGCGGGAGCGCCGGCAGCUGCUGGGGCGGGAGCAGCGUGGAGCGCGGCGAGCGCCGGAAGCGGAGGAGCACGGACUCGUCCUCCAGCGUCUCGGGGUCCCUGCAGCAGGAUACCAAAUACCUUUUGCCAACUUUGGAAAAAGAAUUAUUCUUGGCAGAGCACAGUGACCUUGAAGAAGGUGGACUGGACCUGACUGUGUCAUUAAAACCAGUUAGUUUCUAUAUAUCAGACAAAAAAGAAAUGCUUCAGCAGUGUUUCUGUAUCAUAGGCGAGAAAAAGUUACAGAAGAUGCUUCCUGAUGUGUUAAAGAACUGUUCAAUAGAAGAAAUUAAAAAACUAUGCCAGGAACAGUUAGAGCUCCUGUCUGAAAAAAAAAUCUUGAAGAUUCUUGAGGGUGACAAUGGUAUGGAUUCUGAUAUGGAAGAGGAGGCAGAUGAUGGCCCUAAGAUGGGAUCUGAUUUAGUCAGUCAACAAGACACCUCUGUAGAUUCUACUUCAGCUGUGAGAGAGAACAAGCAACCUGAAGGUUUGGAAUUAAAACAAGGCAAAGGGGAAGAUAGUGAUGUACUCAGUAUAAAUGCAGAUGCUUAUGACAGCGACAUAGAAGGCCCAUGCAACGAAGAAGCUGCUGCUCCUGAGGUCCCAGAAAAUACAGUCCAAAGUGAAGCUGGUCAGAUAGAUGACCUGGAGAAAGACAUUGAGAAAAGUGUGAAUGAGAUUCUGGGACUGGCAGAGUCUAGCCCAAAGGAACCCAAAGCAGCCACCCUGACUGUUCCUCCACCAGAAGAUGUUCAGCCUUCCGCACAACAGCUGGAGCUGCUAGAACUUGAGAUGAGGGCAAGAGCUAUUAAAGCCCUAAUGAAAGCUGGUGAUAUAAAAAAGCCAGCCUAGUUAUUUGACUUGAAUCUGAAUUCUAGGUGUGUUUGAGCAAAGUCACAUCAUAUAAUUUUGUAUAUGAAGUUUAUUUUGGGUCUCAUGUGAUAUUUCUCAUGUAAUCCUUAUUAGAUAAACUCAUCUUAACCCUAAAAUACCUGUGGUUUUUUUGGUUGUUGUUACUUUUAUAUAUAUAUGUUACUGCUUUAUGAACAUGGCAAAUAUCAUUGGAUAACCUGGAUACUUUGUUAGUUGAGCAUUUAGCUAUAUCUGCUAAUUAAUAUCUGAAAAGCCAUUAGCAAAGAGUCACUGUAAUUUUUUUCCUUCAUUUUUAAAUGUUUUGGCAUCCAGCCUAAAAGCUUAAGAAAGAUUGACCAAGCAUGUUGCUCCUAAGGCUACCUAUAUUUUGUGGUAGAAUAUUAAAUUAUUGCUCCUAGAUUUGUUAACAAUUUAAGAAAUUUAGUCAUGCUUAUAUUCACUUCUAAAAUAAGUCUGUCUUAAGGACCCCUUCUGUGGGUGUGGAUUUACUAGUAAAAACUGAUAACAUUUUUUGUGGUAAGACUUAGGUCUGAAAUGGCUGAGAAAAACGUUUUUUUAUAAAGGAAAAAAAGGACUUAAUUUAAGGCCAUUUUUAAAAAUGUAGAAGUAAUCGCCCUAUUUUAAUUCUAGCAGACAAGCCAUUCUAAUAGGUAUUUGAUAUUAUUGGACACUUCGUUCAAGUUCUUUUCUUCAGUAAAAAGGGAACAUAUUUUAAUUUACAUUCCAAGCUAUCAGGAAAAUAAUACUUUAUUGUACAGGCUUUUAUUUCAUGUUUUGCUUGAAGAUCUGAUGUGCUAUAAUUCCAUGAAUUAAAAAUAAUAAAGACUAUCAUUCUGGAUCUGAAGACUUUUGAUACAUUUCCAAAAGCAAAAUUAAUUUCAGGAAGCUUUGAUAAGUCAAUGUUAUAAUUAAUCUAAUUUUGUAUAGUUUUUGUAAAUAAAUUAACAUCUUGCACAGUAAUGGAUGAUUUUUGCCCCAUCACUAAUUGUAGUUGUUUGAUACUGAAAUAAAUUUAGGUAGAGACUCUUAAAAUAAAGUAAUUUUUUUCCUAAAAUAUAAA
Messenger RNA from Canis lupus familiaris (dog), 2270 nucleotides. RefSeq names its product caspase activity and apoptosis inhibitor 1 (gene CAAP1). Lineage: Eukaryota; Metazoa; Chordata; Mammalia; Carnivora; Canidae. The coding region runs from base 101 to 1189 and encodes 362 amino acids. The record is from RefSeq and is a predicted model, not a curated record. The transcript has 6 exons.